AUGUCAUCUCCGAAUCCUCGAAAACGACCGGCACCGGGUAGUGUGCCUAUACAACAUCAAAUGGCGGCGCCUUACAACACGCAAGAUCAGUUAUUGAGAUGGAAUGGGAACAACACGGGUGCCUUCGUCGACAACCCUUCGAAUGGUGUCAACUCCUAUGGCGUAAUGCCGUCGCCGACACAACCCCAAUAUGGAGCUGCAAAUGCGCCUUCGAACGUCCUUGCCAGACGAGGCAUUAACAAUGCCCUCGUCGCCACCAAUCGUGCAUUUACCCCGCAGCAGGGUGAUCCGUGGUCCAACUUUGACGAGAACUUAAUCGCGGGCCAGACGAACGGGGGCGUUGACGAGCAUGAUAACAUUGAGUUGCUCGAGGAGAAGGCUCAGAGGGCAAAGAGGGAAGCCCAGGCAAAGCGGAAGCAGAUUCCGCCUUUCGUACAAAAGCUAAACAGCUUUUUAGAGGAAUCGAAGAACACAGAGUUGAUCAGAUGGUCAGAGAAGGGUGACUCUUUUAUUGUCCUUGAUGAAGACGAGUUUGCUAAGACCUUGAUUCCCGAGCUCUUCAAGCAUAACAAUUACGCCUCCUUUGUCCGUCAGCUUAACAUGUACGGAUUUCACAAGAAAGUGGGCCUUUCGGACAAUUCGAUGAAAGCUAGCGAGCGCAAGAAUAAGAGCCCGAGUGAAUACUACAACCCUUACUUCAAGCGCGGCCACCCGAACCUACUAUGGCUAAUCAACAAGCCAAAGAGUGGAGGCGGCAAGAAAGGUCUCAAGAAACGGGGUGACGAAGGUGAUGGUGAGAGUGACGAGGAUGUCGUAGUGCCAGAAGAAGUCAUCAACCAUCCAUUUACCCAACCAACUGCGCAGAAUAGAGCUCUACCCGCUCCCGAAUCGGGACCUCUCCAAAAGAAGGAGUUGGCGGUCGUCCGAGAUCAGAUGGCAGCGUUACAGACGCGGCAAAAGCAGAUCAGCGAUGCAAUCCAGCGACUAAGACAAGAGCACAAUCAGUUGUACCAACAAGCCAUCAUGUUCCAGAACAUGCAUGACCGCCAUGAGAAUUCUAUCAACGCUAUCCUAAAUUUCCUCGCCAAUGUAUUUAGGAAGUCGCUCGAGGAACAAGGUGGCGUGCAGAACGUUAACGACUUGCUAGCCAGCAUUAUACCUAACGUGCAGAUGCCGCCUCAACAAGGCCAGGGCAGCGUGGUCGAUCUCGGAGAUUGGGUACAGCAGCAGAUGCCUAGAAAUGGGACACCGGUGGGCACACCUAAGAGACAGCACCGCCUCUUGCCUCCUAUUCCACAGCCUCAAGGUCAAGCUGCAAGGACACCACCGGCGACAGCGGCGUCCACGCCGUUCUCAAAUUAUCCCAAUCAUCAACAGCCCCCGAUCCCGCAAGUGACGGAGGUCUUCGACACCCCGACGGAAUCGUCUACACCUGCCUAUCUCAAGCAGGAACUGGAGUCGAAUCCCCAGGAAGGCAUGAUGAAAAUUAUUCAGGAUGCCAACACCAAUGCCGGCAAUGUUUCCGUCGAUCUUCCCAACGUAGCUGCUGCCACAUCGGCGACGCUUACCAAUGACCAGCGUAAUCGCAUGUUAAGUAUCAUGUCUGGUCAUAAUAGCACCGCUCCAACCCCCGUCUCCGUGACUUCGCCUCCCGUAUCAGCAGACCCACACCCCUCCCCGAUGGGAGUCCCGUCAGCCGGAAGCGUACCACCCACUACGACACGCAACUCGAUGUCGCCCAUUAUGCCUUCAACCCUCCCGCCGUCCAUCCAACGGAUAUCGCAGACGCAGGAGGAACUAGAGCAGCUGCAACGGCUUCAGACGGAGCAGAGCCAGAAGCUCGAGGAUCUUAACCAUAUCUUAGGGCCGCUCAGCCCGUCCGGUCGUAUUCCCGGUCUCGAUGACUCGAACGCGUAUUUCGACGAUAACAUCGAUCUUAAUCAAUUCAUAGACUCGAACGCGUAUAGCACGGACCCCGGCGUCGGCGGCGACUUCGACUUCGAUACGAGCCACUUUGCUAAUAGUGCUCCAGCCUUCGACUGGAACCCAGAUGGCACUACGGAGUUUGCGGGCGACGCGCUCAACGCAGGCAGGAUCGUCGAGACGAAUACCCCGAGUCAUAAGAGCCCAAGCCCGAGCGUAACUGAGGAGAUCCUGAGGAACGAUCUCGAUGACAGUCCUGGACGCGCGGCUAAGAGGCAGAGGAAGGCUUGA
Annulohypoxylon truncatum is the source of this 2214-nucleotide messenger RNA. RefSeq lists its product as uncharacterized. The record is from RefSeq and is a predicted model, not a curated record. Gene Ontology annotation, molecular function: sequence-specific DNA binding; DNA-binding transcription factor activity. NCBI's taxonomy places the organism in Eukaryota, Fungi, Ascomycota, Sordariomycetes, Xylariales, Hypoxylaceae. The transcript has 2 exons. Gene Ontology annotation, biological process: regulation of DNA-templated transcription. Bases 1 to 2214 code for a protein of 737 amino acids.